UGUCAAUAUUGCAGGUUGUUUACAAAUGGCUGCCUCACAGGGAUAUCCGAAAUGGCUUUUAGAUAGCAAAGAAAACAUUUCUUCGACAAAGGAGUGGGGCACAUUUCUUCAUGAAUUACAUGAUGCCAUUCAGCAGCAGCUCACAGAAAGCCAUGUACAGUACUUCAGUGAUCUGUCAGAGGCAGAGAAAGAACUAUUCAUGCAUAGGGCUACGAAGGCUAUAGAGAGUGGCUCUGCGUACAAUGGUUUGUACAAGAAGGUAUCUGUCCUUUGCGACCAGAACCUUAAUGAAGAGGUCUCGCGUCAACUUUUGGAAGAACACCCCAUUGGUACAAAGUCUGACCUGGUCAUUGACUUUGCCGAGGAUGGUGCUCUCAGCCUGCUUACCAAAUGGCCGGACAUGAAACACAAGCUGUGCUUCUGUUUAAACCAACCAAUGCCUUUUAAAGUGAGGCAACUGGCAUGGAGGCUGUACCUGACCAAUACUCGAGCUUUUUACUUUGAAACAAUGCGCAAACAGUAUGUGGAUCUGCUGAACGCUGACCCUCGGAAGGCGAUUUCCAUGUACGACUAUGAGAUUGACCAGAAAUGUGCACAGCUUCUCAACUCUGAGAAAACAUUUGUGGAUCUGAGAGGAUCACAAGGUGUGUUCUAUGCUAUGAAGGCUGUGCUGUCAUACUACCAUGCCACAAUGAAGACAAAACAGAGACUUCGAGAUGUGGAUCACAUGCUUGCAUUCCCGUUUGUCUGUGUGUCUGCCCCAAAUAUCCCCAGGAAAGAACCACCCAGCAGUCGGACAGUGGCUUUGCUGGUGGAGGAGUUUCUCACUUUUCAGGAGAGCAGACCGGGAUUUGUCAUCGACUCUGGGUCAGAGACACAUGAGGAAGAGAUGAGAGGGUUUAUUGACAAGGUGGCUAGGCUGCUGCAGAAAUACUUCCCUGACACGCCAAAAAUAAUAGCUGAGAAAUAUGUACCUUCAAAAGACAAGAUUGUAGCAACAGAGGCUGGGAGCUAUGCUGUGCUGAAGGAUGGACUGACUAUACUGGUCAGACCACUUAUCAGGUCCAUGUUUGUUGGUUACCUAAGGCUAGACACCUUGCUUUAUGUGUGGGACCAGUACAUGAUUGGGCUGGAUACUCCGGGCUUCAAUGUAGAGUGGCUCGCUAUAGUCACAGCUAUCAUACUUGGCCUUCUCAAGGAUAGGUUCAAGGAAUGUUCAACAAGUGUUCAGCUUGAGAGUGCCUUGAAGAAUGAAGCUCCAAAACUCACCAUCGCACAGUUCCAGUACGAGGUAAAGAAGCAUCACUAUACAGACCUGUGGUCCAUGUUGAUGAAGGAUGGCAAGUCAGCCAUGCCAGUCCUAGAUCCAACACAAGCCCAGCACCCGUCUUGGCGCCAUUGGUUCAAUGACCUGAUUCCUCCGUACACACGACCGGCUAACAGACGUACAGCCAGAGAAGAGAGAGAGGCAGAGAGGGAAAGACUUGGACAGCAGAGGCGGGAACAAGCACUCACCUAUAGAGAUAAUGACCAACAACAGAGAAGCCAAGGGCCAGUGUAUGUGAUGAGAAAGGGUGAUUCAAAAGCCUCUUCCCUACGAGAUGAGGCUGAGCUGAUGCGGUUAGCAGCUGCAGACAGACAGAGAAUGGAGAAAGAAAAAGCAUUGCUUGAGGACCAACUGGCUGAGGAGCGCCAGAGGCGAGAGGAGGCCGAGCGCAGAAACCAGGAGGAGAUUGAGAGACUGAAACAGCAGAUGGCCAUGAUGAAUGUACAGCCAAGCAGGCCCCCAUCCAACUACAGUAUGAGUUCCUACAUCAGUCGGAUAUUGGUGCCUCCCCCACCCACACCAGCCUCACGCCAUUCCAUCCCCCCACCCCCAAUUCGACAGACACCUGCCCGGACACCAACGCCUGCUACCUCACCAACAGAACAGUUCAACGUCGUCAUGCGGGACUUCAUUAAGAAGAUUGCUGAUGCUCAGAACAGAAUUGCCCACUGUGAGAAGGGAUCCUCAGAACAGGAACUUCUGGACAAGAAAACUGAGGGAUUCCUUCACCAGAAUAUCCGGGAUAUCAAACAAGCCCAGAUCGAGUUGUUCGGCCGCAGGUUCGAGCCUGGGGAGUUUGACAAGAUGGCACCUCAAGAACAGCAAGAUAAGAGUGACAAAAUGAUGAGUCUUAUUCAGAAAUGGCGGGAAGAUCGGCGCGCGCAAGAUCUCAAAGCGAAGUAAAUUUGGAUGUUAACAGUUCAAAAAGGGACUGAAAUCUUUUCAGAUUUGUGCACAUUUUGGACGAUUUGUUUUACGAUCACAUAAAAAACCAUGACUUCUCUUUUUGUACUCCGAUGAUUUUAAACAAUUAUUUUUACUGUCCCUAAGAACACUUAAAUUAUUUCCAAGCCAUUUUCAUGAAAAUGUUGUUUUAUAUGUUUUUAACAUCAAAGAUCAAAGAACCAUGAUAGUUUGUAGUUUUGAUUGAUAAAUCUCCCUGGUGAGCACUUUAUGUGUCGCUUAAAGGUUUCAAAACAUUGCUAUCAAAUUUGUGAUAUCUUUUAAUGUUAUUUUUCCAUUCCUAUAAACUUUAUAUAGGUCUGUUAGUUCUAUUUGUGUUUUAUUUAUUAUUUAUGUGUUCUUUGCAUGUCGAACAUGUUGACAUACAAAGUUGUAACGAUGCAACUUAAAAUUAAUGUUUUGCUCUGCUGGGGAGAAGGGGCCGUGGAUGUAAAGGGGACUUAAGACAGCAGUGAUUCCCUUUCUUGUAAACCAGAGUGAUGAUGCUAUGCUUACUUCAGAGAUUUGUAAGCAUCUGCCCACAGAUUCUUGGAACAUCUUAAGCUAAACAAACUUUAGUAGCUUAUCUCACUUAAUCAAAAAACGUACUUAAAUUUUAUUCCA
Molecule: messenger RNA, 2893 nt
Organism: Mya arenaria
Lineage: Eukaryota; Metazoa; Mollusca; Bivalvia; Myida; Myidae
Exons: 19
Coding region: 26-2230 (734 amino acids)
Source: RefSeq, a predicted model, not a curated record